This is a messenger RNA of Anopheles marshallii, 972 nucleotides long. RefSeq names its product luciferin sulfotransferase-like. Gene Ontology annotation, biological process: sulfation. Bases 1 to 972 code for a protein of 323 amino acids. Gene Ontology annotation, molecular function: sulfotransferase activity. The record is from RefSeq and is a predicted model, not a curated record. The transcript has 5 exons. Gene Ontology annotation, cellular component: cytoplasm. Lineage: Eukaryota; Metazoa; Arthropoda; Insecta; Diptera; Culicidae.
AUGUCUAGCUCUUUCGCGAUUGCUGAUAUUGAUUCUGAUCUAUCCUGUCCUGGGGCGUCUUCCUACAUCAAGAUACAGCUUAACGAUCUGACCGAUUAUCCUUUGGCCAGCGCACCACCGGCAGCGAUCGUCCCGGCAAAGUUUCGCAAUUAUGCACAGCAGGUACGCGACUUCCAGGUGUACGAAGAUGACGUAUGGAUCGUGACGUAUCCAAAGUGUGGUACUACGUGGACACAGGAGAUGGUCUGGUUGAUCGACCAUGACCUAGAUUACGAAACGGCACGGAACGUGAACCUCAACACACGAUCCAUUUUUCUAGAAAUUGGUGGCAUUGCCGACAAGAUUCCUGUGGAUACCGUUACGGUGGCAGCCAACUUGACGCGUCCACGGCACAUUAAAUCUCAUCUGCCGCUGGCACUACUACCAAGACAGCUAUGGACAGUGAAACCCAAAAUAGUUUACGUGGCUAGAAAUCCGAAAGAUGUGGCAGUGUCGUAUCUUCACCACUACCAAAUGAUUAUGGGUUAUCGGGGCUCGAAGGAAGCGUUUUUGGAUGGAUUACUGGAGGACCGGGUAAUGUUCUGUCCACAGGUGAAGCAUGCCCUUGAUUUUUGGGCGCUGAAAACGGAACCCAACGUUCUGUUUCUUACUUACGAAAGCAUGAACAGGGAUCUCAGAAGUGUUCUACCGAGGGUGUGUGACUUUUUCGGCAAAUCCUACACCGACGAUCAACUAGAUGAGUUAACAGUGCACCUAUCAUUCGACCAAAUGAAAAAAAAUCCAUCCACCAACAAUGACCAAAUGGUGCGAAAUGCGAUGAAAAUGAAUGGCAGAGAAGGAGAACAAUUUGAAUUUAUGCGCAAAGGCAUCGUGGGAGACUUUCGAAACGAACUGUCGCCGGAGUACAUAGAGAAGUUUGAUAACUUCAUCGAGCAGCAGCUGGCUGGCAGUGACUUUAAAUAUGAUUUAUAA